Messenger RNA from Physcomitrium patens, 1087 nucleotides. Its product is annotated as cytochrome c6, chloroplastic. Gene Ontology annotation, molecular function: heme binding; electron transfer activity; iron ion binding. The record is from RefSeq and is a predicted model, not a curated record. NCBI's taxonomy places the organism in Eukaryota, Viridiplantae, Streptophyta, Bryopsida, Funariales, Funariaceae.
AUGUGUAUUCGAAUUGGAUUCUGAACGUGUGGCGCAACCCUCCCUCAGAAUCUUGCGACAUUGCUGGUCCUCGAGUUUUGCUAUGAACGCUUAGUUUUCUAAAGUCCAACGAGGGGACAAGAAUCGAGAAAUUGAGAUUGGUUGCGCCAAGGAGAGAAUGUUGAAGAUUGGAGCAAGCUUCGCUCUGCUUGUUAUUUUUGUUGUCGUUGUUUCUUGUAGCUUUAUUUUCAUUUGUUUUUCCUUCGAGCUAGCUGACAAGUGUAAAGAGGUGGGACUAACCGUUGUAUCGGUACGUGUUAUUUUGAGGAAUUCUCUUGGUGGUUCUUUUGAUGGAGCCUUUUCGUAAUCUUGUUUUAUAACCGCGACAGUUUAUUCUUGGAUAUCUGUACGCCUCAUCUGCACAUGCUGCAUCAGUUUCUGUGGAUGGCAGGAUUGACGAGCUCAGAUAACGAAACCUCCCGGGAGCCUUUCUCUGUAUUGGCGUCAAUGCUGGUCGUUGGGGCUUGCACUGCAGUUUUUGGAUGCUGUACACCUUAUUUAGCAGCAGCCCAUGCAGCUGAAGGAGUGACUGAAGAACCUAGUAUACUUUUCCAGAGAACUUGUGCUGGUUGCCAUGCAGGUGGUGGCAACAUUUUACAACCAAAUUCAACACUUUUUGCCAAAGAUCUUGACAGGAAUGGGAUGGCCAAUGUUGAAAAUAUCUUUCAAAUUACAUAUUCUGGAAAAGGACGAAUGCCUGGAUAUGGUGAAAAAUGCGCACCCCGUGGGCAAUGUACAUUUGGACCACGACUGAGUGAUUCUGAUAUUCGAGCAUUAGCGGAGUUUGUUAGGCUACAGGCUGAUCAGGGUUGGACCAAAUGAGCAGUCUACCGUUCAGGAAUUUGCACAGAUCGGUACUGCCUCGAUAUGUUGGUCAACCUUGUCUUGGUUAGCUGUCACAAAUUCUCGUGACACCGUGCGAAAAUGUCUCAAAUCUGUGCAGAUUUUGUUCAUAUAUUUUUUAGUUUAUUGGGGCAAUCUUUAACAGGGUCUUCCUUUUGCCACGAAAACAUGAGGAAUCCUAAUAUUUUACUUCUUUCGUCGUCGA